AGUUCACCUUUCGAACGCUCAUCAGACGAACCAUGAAGGCAGCAGUAGUCCUGUGUGUGGUGGCGGCGGCGUGGGCGGCUCCCCAGGGCGGCUACAACUACCAGGCGCCCGUGGUUCAGCAGCCCGAGUACCCGUCGGUGCCCGCCCAGUACAACUUCCAGUGGGACGUCAACGACCAGAACUCCGGCAACUUCUACGGCCAACAGGAACAGCGCGACGGCGACAACACUCAGGGCAGCUACUACGUCCAGCUGCCUGACUCUCGCCGCAUGAGGGUCGACUACUACUCCGACGCCAGCGGCUUCCACCCCACAGUCACCUUCGAGGGCGAGGCACAGUACCCAAGUGCCCCUGCCCAGGUGUACUCUCAACCCGCCCGUGCCCCUGCUCAGGUGUACUCCCAGCCCGCCCCUGCCCCUGCUCCUACCCAGGUGUACGUUCAGCCCGCCCCAGCCCCCGCCCCUGCCCCUACCCAACAGUAUGCCCAACCCGUCAUCACUCCCUCUCAGUUCUACUCCCAGCCCGGGAAAUGAGCCUUUCCUGUGAACCUUUAGCACUGGGAAUUGCCCUUUUCUUGCCCAUCGUUCCAAUGCGAAUGCUUCUCCAUGAUUCGUAAUCUGGAAACACGCUUAUAUUUGUUUUACGUUAUGUGAUUUAGUGUUGUCUUGAAGUAGAUAUAUUUUUAUAGAAGAUUGAAUAUAUUUUAAUAAAAUGAUACAAUAUUUA
This is a messenger RNA of Penaeus vannamei (Pacific white shrimp), 726 nucleotides long. Its product is annotated as cuticle protein 7. Gene Ontology annotation, cellular component: extracellular matrix. The record is from RefSeq and is a predicted model, not a curated record. NCBI's taxonomy places the organism in Eukaryota, Metazoa, Arthropoda, Malacostraca, Decapoda, Penaeidae.